AUGAAGCACGCGAAGAAGCUUGGCAAAUUGAUGUGCAAUGGCGGGGACGCCGAGUUUUGUUCGGAAUGGCUGGGUCCAAAUAAGCCUGCGGCGUGGGCAAGGCUUACCAUACUCGAGCUUGUGCAUGGACCCCUUUCAAAGGAGUUAGGACACACCAUCAUCCUCAAUGUAACUGUCUCUGUGGCUUCGGUUCCUCUUCAAGUGUCGGCUCCUUAUUCGG
This is a messenger RNA of Acaulospora colombiana, 220 nucleotides long. NCBI's taxonomy places the organism in Eukaryota, Fungi, Glomeromycota, Glomeromycetes, Diversisporales, Acaulosporaceae. The record is from the annotation of a GenBank genome assembly.